Molecule: messenger RNA, 3143 nt
Organism: Panthera uncia (snow leopard)
Lineage: Eukaryota; Metazoa; Chordata; Mammalia; Carnivora; Felidae
Gene: ANXA1
Product: annexin A1
Exons: 13
Coding region: 208-1245 (345 amino acids)
Biological process (GO): actin cytoskeleton organization; positive regulation of cell migration involved in sprouting angiogenesis; response to interleukin-1
Cellular component (GO): cytoplasm; plasma membrane
Molecular function (GO): phospholipase A2 inhibitor activity; calcium-dependent phospholipid binding; calcium ion binding
Source: RefSeq, a predicted model, not a curated record
UGUUUCACUUUGUUUCUCGGCCGAGGCUGAGCCACGUACUUCAAACAAAGGGCAACCAAUUACUAACCUCUGGUUGCUAGGUGUGGUCUCCUUUCAAAUUCUAUAAAAUCAGAAGCACUAGGCUUCACUUCUAGUGUGAAACCUUCAGAGGAGAAUCUCUCUCCAGUGCUUUGGAAGAAGGUGAAGAAAAAGGAUACUUCUUUGAAAAUGGCAAUGGUAUCAGAAUUCCUCAAACAGGCCUGGUUUAUUGAAAAUGAAGAGCAGGAAUACGUUAAAACUGUGAAAAGCUCCAAAGGCGGUCCUGGGUCAGCAGUGAGCCCCUAUCCUAGCUUCAAUCCAUCCUCGGAUGUUGCCGCCUUGCAUAAAGCGAUAACAGUCAAAGGUGUGGAUGAAGCAACCAUCAUUGACAUUCUGACUAAGAGAAACAAUGCGCAACGUCAGCAGAUCAAAGCAGCGUAUCUCCAGGAGAAAGGAAAGCCCUUGGAUGAAGCUCUGAAGAAAGCCCUUUCUGGUCACCUCGAGGAAGUUGUUUUGGCUCUGUUAAAAACUCCAGCCCAGUUUGAUGCUGAAGAGCUUCGUGCUGCCAUGAAGGGCCUUGGGACUGAUGAAGAUACUCUGGAUGAAAUUUUGGUAUCAAGAACUAACAAAGAAAUCAGAGAGAUUAACAGAGUCUAUAGAGAAGAACUGAAGAGAGAUCUGGCUAAAGAUAUCACCUCAGACACAUCUGGAGAUUAUCGGAAUGCUUUGCUUUCUCUCGCUAAGGGUGACCGAUCUGAGGAUUUUGGCUUGAAUGACGACUUGGCUGAUACGGACGCCAGGGCUUUAUAUGAAGCAGGAGAAAGGAGAAAAGGGACAGAUGUGAAUGUGUUCAUUACCAUUCUCACCACCAGAGCGUAUCCCCAUCUUCGCCAAGUGUUUCAGAAGUACGCCAAGUACAGUAAGCACGACAUGAACAAAGUUCUGGACCUGGAAAUGAAAGGGGACAUCGAGAAAUGCCUCACAGCUAUUGUGAAGUGUGCCACAAGCAAACCGAUGUUCUUUGCUGAGAAGCUUCAUCAUGCCAUGAAGGGUGCUGGGACUCGUCAUAAGGCACUGAUCAGAAUUAUGGUCUCCCGUUCUGAAAUCGACAUGAAUGAUAUCAAAGCAUGCUAUCAGAAGUUGUACGGUGUCUCCCUCUGCCAAGCCAUCCUGGAUGAAACCAAGGGAGAUUAUGAAAAAAUCCUGGUGGCUCUCUGCGGAGACUAACAUUCCUUUGAUGACCACAAGCUUCUUGAUCAGAAGACUUUUUAAUCAUAUAUUUUCAUUCCAUAUCAUACACUUAAAUAGUAAAGUUUUCUCAGCAGGAUUAUAGUCUAGCUAAAUGCUUUUUGAAAAAUAUAGCCUAAAAAUCAUUUUUAUAUCACAACUCCAUAUGAUAGAGAGUAGCUUUUUUAAACUAUACUUAUCCCAAACUAUAAAACCUCAUAAACAGGUUGUUCUGGUAACAUUACCUGAGAAAGAUGUUUGUGCAGCAGAAAAUAAAAUGAUUCUUCUAGGGACUUCUAGAAGUCAUUGGUUCUUCUAUUCUGAUUCUGUGUGUGUGUGUGUGUGUGUGUGUGUGUGUGUGUGUGUGUGUAAUGCAGUGGUUUUAUUUGGUACCAAGGGAAAGGAGCUUGAAUCCUAAAUUAUAAUCAUUUAAUGAAAUAGAUUUUGCACAUCAAACUUAAGAAAAUAGUCAGAGUUGGAAAAUGGACUCCUUACAUUUUAUCAUCUGGGUACAGAAAAUGGAGAGCAUGUCUGUAUAAUAAUGGAUUUAUUGCAUCGGUAUUGUAACAAUUGAACAUUCUGCUGUGUUUCACGAACCAGUGUGAAGAAGAACCAGGAGCAGCAAUUAAAAUGUGUCUAUUAAAAUGCAUGUUGCAUGUUGAGUUUUCAAAGUAACUGUCAAACUGUUUCCAGAGUGGCCGUGCCAUUUUACUUUUCCAUAAUGAGCGUAUGACCAUCUACUUUCUCCACCACCUUGCCAGCAUUUGUUACUGUCACUAUUUUGUAUUUGGACAGUUUGUUUUUUAUUGUUGAGUUUGAGAAGUCUUUAUAUGCUCUAGAUAGUAGUCCUUUGUCCAAUCCGCAGUUUGCAAAUACUUCCUCUCAGUCUGCAGCUUGUAUUUUUAUCCUCUUACCAGGUCUCUCUCAGAACAAACACUUUAAAUUUUAAUGUGGUUCCAUGUUUCAGUUUUUUCUUUUAUCGAUUGUGCUUUUGGUAUCACAUCUACAGACUUUUUUACUAACCUGAGUUCCUGAAAAUUCCUCUUCUGUUGUUUCCUAAAGGAAGUUUUAUAGUUUUCCAUUUAACAUCUAAAUUUUGUGAUCUGUUUUGAACAAAUUUUUGUGUAAAGUGUGAAACUUAGGUCAAAGCUCUUUCUCUCUUUUUUUGUUUGCUUUUUUUUUUUUUUUUUGCUUGUGGAUAUCCAAUGGCUCCCCCCACCCCAUUUGUUGGAAAGGCUAUCUUUCGUCUAUUGAAUUGUUUUUGCACUUUUGUAAAAGAAAUCAGUUAUUUUCCUCUGAAAGUAUUCAUACCACAUAGGUGGCAAUCUAAUCUAAACUAAUCUAUCUAAUUUAAUUUAAUUUAUCACCACCAAAAGAAUCAAGUUGGGUGUUUUAGUUUCUGACCAUUCUAGCUGCAUUCACCUGAUUGCAGCUUUAUUUGCCUUGACCUCUGCCCUUCACUUUCUUCCACGUAUAUCUGGUCCCAUGCAUCCUAUGGAACAGUCAUGAUGACUUGGGUCCUGAUAUAUCAGCCAAAGGAGGCUGGCAGAAAUGCCUAUUACAGUCUCUGGAUUUUUUAGUUCUUUUGCUAUUAUAUAAGAUACCACCCUGGUGUGUUUCUUUGGGAAGGACAAGUACCUGAGUGGGAAAUUAGAGGUGGAAAAGGACUAUAGUCUCCUGCUCCAUGACCAGCUACUGAAAUUAAACACGAUGCUAAGAAAUUAGUUUUUCCAGGGCCCUUUGGGUGACUCAGUUGGUUGAGCAUCCGACUUUGGCUCAUGUCAUGAUCUCACAGUCUGUGAGUUCAAGCCCCACGUCAGGCUCUGUGCUGACAAGUCAGAGCCUAGAGCCUGCUUCAGAAGCUGUGUCUCCCUCUCUCUCUAUGUCCCUCCCUUCCC